This is a messenger RNA of Lytechinus variegatus (green sea urchin), 2880 nucleotides long. RefSeq names its product protein fem-1 homolog B-like. Bases 1304 to 2353 code for a protein of 349 amino acids. The record is from RefSeq and is a predicted model, not a curated record. Gene Ontology annotation, molecular function: protein binding. NCBI's taxonomy places the organism in Eukaryota, Metazoa, Echinodermata, Echinoidea, Temnopleuroida, Toxopneustidae. The transcript has 4 exons.
CUUCAGAAAAUAGUAAUAUCAUAUCGCAUGGUUGGGAAUGAGAAUGCACGAACUAUACAGCUAUAUAUGGAAUAUCAUACUGAAACGCGUAGGUGUAAGUUAAUUUUUAACCUAGCGUGUACAAUUAUAUUUUUGCUAUCCCAUGAAGAAAUACAGCCAAUAUAAUUAUUAUCUUUAAGAACCAUUGCCCAUUGGACCGUGCAAUGUGCCAGGAUAUUGCCCGGAGGGUGUUGAACAAACUCCUAUGGGAAAUUGGUGAUUUCAGCGCAUAUCAUGUCAUACGCUCUAAUAUUGCACUGGCAAAUAAUACAGAUCAAAAUAGGCUUCAUUACACCGGCAAAAGGCCAUAUAUAAAUAAAAAAAAAUACAUGUAUUAUUAUAAUAACUUCUGAAUUUAAGGCCAAAUAUUCCAUAAUAUCUUGUCUUGUUCUCAGAAAUUAUAUUAGUUUCUGUAGUUUAUUAUGUUAUAAAUGUGUAUUUCUGCGUUUAAUUUAUCCCCAUUACACCUCCAUGAGUUCACACAUUUAUCAAUUAAGAUAGAGAGGGGGUAUGGGUGAGGAUCAUCAAACAUACAGUCGUAAAGAGAUUUAAGAGGCACAAAUUCGUCAUGGUUAUCAUUAUACUAACACAUCUUUUGCUCGGAUAUUACAAUGGGACAGGCAUUAUUCCAGGAUCUAUAUAUAAACCACGUAGCAGAGGGGCCAAAAGAGUGUCGCAUUACUCAUCCAUAUCCUGAAGAAAAUGUUCACCUUUGUAUUGUAUUCGAUGAUCAAACAACAUUCGAGGCUCGUGACUAUUCGCGUUGUAAUGCUUAGUAAUAUAUCUUUCAUAAUCAUUGUGUGAUGGUAUUCCCCGUCCGCGUAUGAGCGGAUGUUUACGAGAUGUUUCGGUAUUUAAAGUUCCCUUUAGAUGGAGGGGAUCUCUCACUUCAUUAGUUUUGCUUUGUGUAUAACGAAACAGAUCUACAUUGAUUUAUAUGUGAUAGUAAAUAUUUCAGCUUGUUCAAAUCGGCUGAUCUUCGUACCAGAUCCAGUUAAGACAAUUCUUUGGAGAUGUUUUAAACUUAAUUAGCCAGAUUGUGGAUAUAGUUUGAUCAUGAAUGUGCGGAUCCUUCGUAAAGAAUGAAAAUGUGCUCUUUUUCAAGGAAAUUUGAUCUAUAAAUUCGUCGUCAUAAUAUCGUGUACGGAAAGUCAUUGCCAGCAACUAGUUUCCCGGUCAGUGAGAAGAGCAUAGUUGGACACCUUUCUCACCGAUUUGCGAAGGACAUUUCAACAAUCAAAGAAAGAAGAAGGCCUCGGACAGCAUGGAAGGACUUAAGUCUAAUUACAAUGCAUUGGCAAGGAAGGUCCUGAUCGCUGCAGAGUCGGGCGAAUCGGAAAAGUUUAAAGGGCUGUUCAAAGGGCGGCAACCGGAGGAGGUCACCGAAGCUUUGUAUGACGUAUCGCAAGAAAGAUACAAUGAUGUCCUUGGAAAUGUCCGAUUUACUCCAUUUAUAGCUGGCGCCUGGCACGGUCAUAUUAAUGUCAUCGAUGAAUUACUCGAAGAAUACAAGGUCGAUGUUAAUCAGACGGGGUUUAUCACCGUAGAAGGAAAGAAAGUUGAGGUAACCGCUCUAUGCGCCGCAAUCCGACAACAGAACCUUGACAUGGCUAACUGCCUCCUAGAACGAGGGGCCGAUAUCAACCGAUGCUCUCCGCUGUCAGUGGCGUCUUACCGCGGUGACGUCACAUCAAUACGGUUCUUGGCGAAACACGGUGCGGACAUUAACGCUAGUUUUAACAAAGAGGGCGUCACACCUUUGAUGGUCGGCUGUGAGCGGUAUUCGUUGUACAUUGUGCGGCUGCUGUUGAACUACCAUGCUGAUCCGAGGUUGGAAGACAUGGAUGGAAACACCGCUCUGCAUCGACUGGCCUUGAAGCAGAGGAUGUAUGUCUUGAAGAACGGUCCGCUUCCGCAGAUCAUAGACACGCUUGUGGCGUCGGGCGCUCAGAUGUCGGUCAACCAGGCAGGACAGACACCACUCACCGCCGCGUGCGCAUCCGGAAAUGUUGAAGUGGCGCGCGCCAUUAUGUGCCUCCCGGAAGUACGUCCUGAAGAACAACUGACCGCGCAGGAAAAACUGAGGAAGAAACUAGAAAGUGACGUCAAAGAACGGAAUGGUUCCGACGAGUCACAGGAAGGGGAGAAAACACCGCGGAAAACGUCAUGGACUCAGAAGUUCACGAAUCCCAAUGAACUCAGGAAGCUAAAGUGGUCUGUGAACAAGAAAUCUAAGAAAACAGUCGCAGACAAAAUUGAAGACAUUGCAGAGAACAACGGGAUGGAUACGGUUCACGAGAUAGCAACCCCUUGAUACUUAUUCAAUAGAAUUUAUUUGAUAGUUGAGUUUUUAUACCAAGGAAACGCAGUGAGCCUGUAGACUUUAUACAGUUAUAAUGCUAAUUGCAGCAGAACUUGCAUAACCUAAUGCUCCUUGGAUAUUUCCAUAGUUCUACCUGCUCAAGUGUUUAUAUUCAAUUAUAUUUCAUCACUGUAUCGUUGUGCAAUUUAUAGGCAUAUUUCUACGUACAGUGCGGGGAAUGGCAUCUUCGACUGGGUCGAAUUCAAAGGGUUUAACCUACAGGGUCAACCAUAAAGGUGUUGGUUUGUUUGGGAAGUUUUGAGGUGCAUAAUCCCUCACCUUUUCUAUUUUUGCCCGCCGUCAAUACCACCGCGAGGGAAAUAUUUUUUUUUUUAAUCAUAUCAUUAUUUAGAAACAACUUUGCGCUCACUUUUGUUUAUUGUCAAGGAAAAUUUGGUGAAGGCCCUCCAAGAUUUUAAGCUUUUGUGGUAUAUCUCUUUUCAUUGUAUCCUGCUGUAUUAUAAAAAAUAAUAUUUUUA